Molecule: messenger RNA, 1602 nt
Organism: Herpailurus yagouaroundi (jaguarundi)
Lineage: Eukaryota; Metazoa; Chordata; Mammalia; Carnivora; Felidae
Product: serine/arginine-rich splicing factor 10-like
Exons: 1
Coding region: 91-642 (183 amino acids)
Molecular function (GO): RNA binding
Source: RefSeq, a predicted model, not a curated record
CCUCUGGCUGAGCGUCUGAGGAUCCGCCGCCGGAUCCGCGGACGGUUUAGUGAGCCCGUUAGUGCCCCUGCCGAGACUCACGUCGCCGUGAUGUCCCGCUACCUGCGCCCCCCCAACACGUCUCUGUUCGUAAGGAACGUGGCCGACGAUACGAGGUCCGAAGAUUUACGACGAGAAUUUGGUCGUUAUGGUCCUAUAGUUGAUGUGUAUGUUCCACUUGAUUUCUACACGCGUCGUCCAAGAGGAUUUGCUUAUGUUCAAUUUGAGGAUGUACGUGAUGCCGAAGACGCUUUACAUAAUUUGGACAGAAAAUGGAUUUGUGGACGCCAAAUUGAAAUACAGUUUGCACAGGGGGAUCGGAAGACUCCAAAUCAAAUGAAAGUCAAGGAAGGGAGGAAUGUGUACAGUUCUUCACGCUAUGAUGAUUAUGACAGAUACAGACGUUCUAGAAGCCGAAGUUAUGAAAGAAGAAGAUCAAGAAGCCGGUCCUUUGAUUACAACUAUAGAAGAUCUUAUAGUCCUAGAAACAGUAGACCGGCUGGAAGACCACGGCGUAGCAGAAGCCAUUCCGACAAUGAUAGACCAAACUGCAGCUGGAAUACCCAGUACAGUUCUGCUUACUACACUUCAAGAAAGAUCUGAGAAAGCGGAAAAAGAACCAAAGAAGGGCAGUUCAAGCGACCAAAGGGUGGGUGGAAGGUGCUGCAGUAUGAAUACUGUACGAAUAUUUUGACUCUGGUCUGAAAAGAUAAAAGAAUGUUAUCGAAACUACAUGGAAUAAUUGAAGUCCCUUCAAGUUUGAAAGUAAGCAUUUUAGGACAAAUAAAAAGAAAUUCAACUUUGUACCUGUGGAAACUAAUCCCUAAAUCUGAAUAGGUUUAUAUUGAUUCGUGGGUAACAGGUCCAUAAUAAACUAUUGGAAACUAGGAUGUUUGAAUAUCAAGGAAGACAGCCAUAGUCUCUUACAGUGCCUCUAUUGGUCUGUCUCAAACUGAAUUGGGUGAGAAAAGGUAUGGUCCAAUAUAAACUUUUUCUUGGUUAUCUCUUAAAGUCAGUUCCAUUUUUGCUAUUGGCAAAUCUUGCCUUUGUUUAUUCCAGUGCCAGUGUUUUUCUGCUUAAUGGUUUGCUUUGUUGGCAUCUGAGUUUACUUGUAUGCCAUGUGCAGUUUACAUCUUACACUCUCUUUUCCAGAUAAAUUCCAAUUAGAAUACUUGACAUCUAGCUAAGAGGGUCCAUCUCUUCUCACCUCUGUCCUAAGUCAGUAUAUUCAGCAAACAUUUAUUUACUGAGCCCUUACUGUGGGCAAAAAUUGUCCUGGGUAAUCGGGGAGAAAAAUAGAGAAUAUUGACUUAAUAAAUACCUACUGAGCACAAUAUAGUCAAUCAUUACAGUAUGGCCUCAUUGUUUUGAGGUGUAUUUUUCGUAACAAUAUUUUACACCAUUCAUAUCUUAAUGUAAUUAUAAAACCCAGAAUACUAUCAAUGAUCAUUUUGUGGUUAUCUGCCAUUUAAAAGUAUCCAGUAUUUCUGUUUGCAUCCCAUUAAUACAAAUAAUGAAAAAAUGAUGUUUUAAUCUGUAAUAAACUGAUUCAUUGUGCAGUGA